This is a messenger RNA of Ostreococcus lucimarinus CCE9901, 813 nucleotides long. RefSeq lists its product with no specific name. Gene Ontology annotation, cellular component: cytoplasm. Gene Ontology annotation, molecular function: inorganic diphosphate phosphatase activity; magnesium ion binding. The transcript has a single exon. The record is from RefSeq and is a predicted model, not a curated record. Lineage: Eukaryota; Viridiplantae; Chlorophyta; Mamiellophyceae; Mamiellales; Bathycoccaceae. Gene Ontology annotation, biological process: phosphate-containing compound metabolic process. Bases 1 to 813 code for a protein of 270 amino acids.
AUGGGUUCGUCGGUGCGAUCGACGCCGGCGCCGAGCGCGUCGACGGCGCGCGCGCAUCAGCAGCGACGAAGCGUGCAGCGCACGCGCGUCAUCAGCGCGGCGUACGCGAAUGAAAAGGUGGGGGAUUUCCCGAGCCUGGAGUUCCGAUGCUUCAUCAAGGACGAGGCGCAGAACACCGUGAGCGCGUGGCACGGCGUUCCGCUCAAGAACGCCGACGGAACGUUCAACUUUUUGUGCGAGAUCCCGAAGGAGACGAAGGCGAAGAUGGAAGUGGCGACGGAUGAGAAGUUGACCCCGAUUAAGCAAGACACGAAGAAGGGCAAGCUUCGCGAUUAUCCGUACAACAUCAACUGGAACUACGGCAUGUUACCGCAAACGUGGGAAGAUCCCAAGCACGAACACCCGACGAUGAAGGUUUCGGGCGACAACGAUCCGGUUGACGUCGUGGAGAUCGGUUCCAGCGCGUUGGCCAUGGGUUCGGUGACGCCGGUGAAACCCGUGGGCGUUUACGCCAUGAUUGACGAUGGUGAGCUUGACUGGAAGGUGAUCGCGAUUAGCGUCAACGACCCGAAGGCGAGCGACAUCAACGACGUCGCCGACGUCGAAAAGCACUUCCCGGGCGAACUCGAAAAGAUUCGCGUGUGGUUCCGUGACUACAAGACUCCGGACGGUAAGCCACAAAACAAAUUCGGUUUGGACGACAAGUGCAUGGAUAGAGCGUACACGCUCGGCGUCAUCGAAGAGACGCACCACUUCUACAACGAUUUGGUCUCGGGCAAGCGCGCGAACGACGAAGAGCUCUCGCUCGCUUAG